Mycena indigotica is the source of this 2010-nucleotide messenger RNA. RefSeq names its product Carn-acyltransf domain-containing protein. Lineage: Eukaryota; Fungi; Basidiomycota; Agaricomycetes; Agaricales; Mycenaceae. Bases 1 to 2010 code for a protein of 669 amino acids. The transcript is spliced from 9 exons. The record is from RefSeq and is a predicted model, not a curated record. Gene Ontology annotation, molecular function: acyltransferase activity.
AUGAUUGCCUGUAGGCCCCGAACGACUCUUCCAGCCCUUUUCAUGCGCUCCAAUUCAACUGUGGCCUCUAAACCUUUGAGUCUGCCCCGCCUUCCUGUCCCGGAACUGCGCCCUACUCUUGACCGCUAUCUUAAAUCUCUUGAACCUUUUCUCUUAGAGGACGAAAGUCGCGGUGGCAUCUCUUUCAAAUCUGCAUAUGCUUUGCGAGUAAAGUGGGCUGAAGAGUUUGCAAAUGGUGUUGGUCGGCUUUGUCAGGAACGUCUGCUCGCUCUCGACAGAGCUUCCCCAAACAACUGGCUUGACGAUAACUUCUGGACCAACAAGGCAUAUCUCGAAUGGAGAGCGCCAUUGGUCGUAAACUCCAAUUGGUGGCUUGCUUUCCUUGAUGACGACCGGAUUCCUGUGGAUGUCAAGGAGGAGGAGCAAGUUGGAAUUAGUCCGUGGCAAAUUCGCCGUGGGGCUUGGCUAGUUCAUCGUGUCCUCCAGUUCAAAAAUCUCCUCGACAGACAGGAACUAUAUCCAGAAACAACUCGAACAGGCAUCUGGUUGCGCGGCAGUACGGCCAAAAUGUUCAACAUCGCACGGAUACCCAAACCUAAAUGUGAUAUCUUGUCGAAACCAGUGUCCAUGGCCAACCAAGACGCCCAAAAAUUCUACGUCAUGAUUCAUGGCUGGUGCUAUACGAUUGCCGCAUACCACCCAACUUCGUCUCCGACUCUUGUCGAGGUUCAAGAUCUUGAAAACAGGAUACGGGCUGCUGUCCUUGAUGCUCAACAUCGGCUGGCAAUGGGGGAACAGCCUCCUCGCAUAGGCGCCCUCACUGCCGAUCACCGUGACAAAUGGACAGAGAAUCUUCAACGCCUACUCUCGUUAUCUUCUCAAAACCAACGAACACAUCGCAUUAUUUCCCAGUCACUGCUCGGUCUUAGUCUUGAUGCCAUCCCAUCUCCUAACAAAAAUCUACACAUGUCUCACCUCCAUGCCAUUCGCUCGACCAAUUCCAAUGUUACCAACCGCAUAUUUGAUAAACCAUUAACCCUGAUAGUCGACCCUUCCACUCGUGCGGGGGCGUCUGGAGAGCAUUCUCCAUGUGACGCCUUGGUCCCGAGUAUUGUAGCAGAAUGGGCAUUGGUCGAAGGCAUCGACCCUGCGUCUUUUGAUUCAAUCGAACCGAUAGCUUUGUCAACAUCUCCUCCAGUUGAAGGCUGGGAGCGCCUUGACUGGGAUGUAGACGAGAAAACCGCCGCUGAAUGUACUGAUGCUGUCCAACGCGCUAAAUCGAUUGUGGACGAUUCUGAUGCCGCUGUAUAUUGGUUCCAAGACUAUGGCACGGACUGGAUUAAGACCGCAGUCAAACAGUCACCAGAUGCGUACAUCCAAAUGGUUUUACAGCUCGCCUACUACAAAACGCGGGGCGAAUUUUCGGCAACAUACGAGACCGCUUUGACUCGGAUGUUCAAACGGGGGCGAACAGAGACGAUUCGGACAUUCACCAAAGAGAGUCGAGCAUGGGUUCUUGCGAUGCUAGACCCAGAAGUUUCUCAACAAACCCGGCGCAGUUUACUCCACGACGCCUUGCAUACGCAUUCGACGCUGACUCGCGAAGCGGCCACCGGUCGUGGGAUCGAUAGACACUUGCUCGGGCUCAAACUCAUGUUACGACCUCUGAGCGGCGAAGAGUCGUCUUUCUUUGACGACGAACUGUUCCAACGCAGUCAGACAUGGAAACUCAGCACGAGCGGUCUUAGCGCUGGCCAUCUAUUCAGAGGCACUGGGUUUGGGGCGACGUACGAUGAUGGCUAUGGGAUAAACUAUCUUGCCUCGCCAGACAUGAUCAAGUUUGGUAUCGAAUCCAAGGUCUCCUCCCCGCACACAUCAAGCAAAGGCUUAAAAGAUGCCAUCUUCGACUCCUUACAUGACAUGCGGACAUUGUGUCUCACAACCAGUAGCCAUACCACACACACUGCUGAGCCUCCACAUACUGACACUAUACUUUCAAGUCGACUAUAG